UUUCCAUCAUAUCGAACACAUUCACACUUGAUACAAAAUCAUAACUCAAAUUUUGAAAUUCUAUAAACUCGACAUCAAAACUAUAGUACUAAUGAAUAUUCCAAUGGCUCCCAUGACACAUAUUUUUUUCAUUAUUUUCUCAUUUUUCUUCCUCCAACAGCAGAUUUAUUUCUCUUAUGGCCAGGAUGUUGUUAAGGCAGGGUAUUGGGUGAGUGACAGAGGAUUAGCUUUAAACAACAUAAAUGCAACUCUUUUUACUCAUUUAUUUUGUGCAUUUGCCGAUCUUGAUUCCCAAUCGGAUCAGUUAACUAUUUCGCCGGAAAAUCAAGAUUCGUUCAUGCAAUUUACAAGCACAGUUCAACAGAAAAAUCCUUCUGCAAAAACUUUAUUGUCUAUAGGUGGAGGAAGUGCCAAUAAAACAGCAUAUGGAGUUAUGGCUAGAACACCAAAUUCAAGAAAAAGUUUUAUUGAUUCAUCAAUAAGAUUAGCUAGACAAAAGGGAUUCCAUGGCCUUGAUCUUAGUUGGGAAUACCCAGAAUCAGCUACAGACAUGACAAACUUAGGUACCCUGUUAAACGAGUGGCGCACUGCUAUCAACACAGAGGCGAGAAACUCCAACAGUGCGUCAUUACUUUUUACGGCAACUGUUUCUUCCUCGCCCCAAGUAAACAGUUUGACUUAUCCAAUAGAAUCUGUGACAAAAAACUUAGAUUGGAUUAACCUGAUGGCAUAUGACUUCUAUGGACCAAAUUGGUCUCCGUCACAAACAAAUUCACAUGCACAACUAUUUGAUGCCGUAAACGAAGGCAAGAGUGGUAAGGAUGGAAUCGAUCAAUGGAUUAAAGAAGGUGUUCCAGCACAAAAAUUGGUUCUUGGAAUUCCAUUUUAUGGAUAUGCGUGGCGAUUAGUUAAUUCGAGUAUUCAUGGUCUCAGAGCGCCUGCUCACGGAAAUUCAAGUGUUGGUUCGAACGAUGGUGGGUCGAUGACUUAUAGCCAAAUUAAGGAUUAUAUAGUGCAGAGUCGCGCCACGACUGUGUAUAAUGCAACCAUUGUUGGAGAUUAUUGUUACUCUGGAAAUACUUGGAUUAGCUAUGAUGAUACUCAUAGUGUUAGAAAAAAGGUUUCUUACAUUAAAAGUAGAGGAUUGCGUGGUUACUUUGCAUGGCAGAUUGCAGCAGACAGUGAUUUGGUUCUUUCUCAGGCUGCUUCACAAGAAGCUGAUGGGGGGACACAAGGAGGAGGAAUGCACAAGAGGAAAAUUAUCAUUUUAAUUUCAGCGGGUGCAGUAGUAAUCUUGAUUUUACUCGUGUUCACAAUUUGGUUUAUUCGAAGGAGACAAGUCUUAAAAUUUCAAGGGAGGAAUUCGAGGAACAAAUUGGGAGGCAAAAGUAAAGCAAGAAAAGGUGAGGAGAGCAGCAAUUUGCAGGUUUUCAGUUUUAAUGAGAUGAAGGCAUCUACAAACAAUUUUUCAUUUAACAAUAAGCUUGGACAAGGUGGAUACGGACCUGUUUACAAGGGAAAGUUGAGAAGUGGGCAAGAAAUAGCAGUGAAAAGGCUAUCAGAGACUUCAAAUCAAGGAUUGGAAGAGUUUGAAAAUGAAGUGAUCCUUACGGCAAAAUUGCUACACAUAAAUCUAGUAAAAGUAGUGGGAUUUUGCAUUGAAAGAGAAGAAAAGAUGUUGAUCUACGAAUAUAUGCCCAACAGGAGCUUGGACCAUUACAUUUACAAUCAAGGCAGACGAUUACUUCUAGACUGGGAAAAAAGAGUGCAGAUAAUUGAAGGCAUAAUUCAGGGGUUGCUAUACCUCCAAGAAUACUCAAGAUUAACAAUCAUUCAUAGGGAUUUGAAAGCCAGCAAUAUUCUAUUGGACACUCACAUGAAACCAAAGAUAUCUGACUUUGGAAUGGCAAGAAUGUUUAAGGAGGAUGAAGUUGAAGCAAAUACAGACAGAAUAGUUGGAACACUGGGUUAUAUUCCACCUGAAUAUGUAGAGCAGGGCAUAUAUUCAAUGAAAUCUGAUGUUUUCAGUUUUGGAGUACUUCUUCUUCAAAUCAUAAGUGGAAAGAAGAAUACAUGUCUACAUGGUUCAGAUGAACAACUAAACCUUCUUGAAUAUAUUUACCCUCACGAUGGAGUUCCGUCAAGGAUCAAGGACAAAACUGAGACUUCCACCAAAUGGCGGUGGGCAUUUGAGAUGUGGAAAGGAGGUAAAGGGAUGGAGUUUAUGGAUGAGUCACUUGAUGAUACAACAUCGUCUUGCAAACUAUUGAAUUGCAUGCAAAUUGCACUAUUAUGUGUCCAAAAAAAUCCAUUAGAACGGCCUACAAUGUUGGCAGUUUCCAAUAUGUUCAAGAAUAUUGCAAAUUUAGCUAUGGUUUCUCCCAAGAGGCCUGCAUUUUCUACAAGGGAAGAUGAAGAAGGUGACAAUGUGAAAGGGGAAUCGCAGGAAAUCGAAGUUGACACUGCAACUAUUACACAAUUGGUUGCAAGAUGAUAUGUAUUAUUCCUUUUCCUACUUUAUAGGAUUUUAUGUAGUGGAGGCUCAAAUAUAAUUAACACUUCAACCAUUAUUUAUAGGUAAGAGCUAGUGGCAAAUCCAACAUUUUAAUU
Lycium barbarum (goji berry) is the source of this 2610-nucleotide messenger RNA. RefSeq names its product class V chitinase-like. NCBI's taxonomy places the organism in Eukaryota, Viridiplantae, Streptophyta, Magnoliopsida, Solanales, Solanaceae. Gene Ontology annotation, biological process: carbohydrate metabolic process; protein phosphorylation. The transcript has 9 exons. Bases 92 to 2494 code for a protein of 800 amino acids. The record is from RefSeq and is a predicted model, not a curated record. Gene Ontology annotation, molecular function: protein kinase activity; chitin binding; ATP binding.